AAAAAGAAACAAAGAAGAAAAAUGGCUGAGGAUGAACAUUAGCAUUGAGAAAACCAACGUACCUGUUAAUGCGUCCAUUGCUGCGUCUUUUCUUCUGUAUUCAGAAUGUGUUUAUAUUUGGUAUAACACUGUAAAACAUAGUUGUUGUUUUUUUCCUGACUGCCUGAAGGCCCCUCAAGAUUAGCUUAGCUUGCUCGCUGUGAACAAAGAGGUCGAGUGUGAGUGGAAAGUGUUGUGAUUGUCGUGUGAAAAUGUGCAAAGUGCAAAUGCUGAGAGCGUUGCUGAAUCAGCGACUAAGUGCGGCCGUUGACGAAAUAUUUGUAGUGUUCCAAAGAACAAUAGCAGAGUACGAGGAGGAACUUUGUCGUACAAAAGCGGAGAACGAGCGACAACGUCAAAUUUUGGACGCUGUUUUCAAGCCUUCGUUUGGAUCAAACAGAGCAGAUGCAGGAAGAAUGGAUGACGUUGGUGGGGUUAGACCUGCAAAAAGUUCCAGUGAAGAUGAGCUUCUCCCUGAACAGCAGGAAUGGAGCUCUGGGGUACAGCAGGAGGACAUAGAGCCCGCUUGGGUUAAAGAGGAAGAAGAGGAGGCUGACAUUGCCAAGUUCCCGUUGGCUGUCGUCCAUGUGAAGAGUGAAGAUGAUGAAGAUGUGCCUCACUCCUCGCAGCUUCAACACAGUCGAAGCGAAAAGAGACGAUCCCGAGCAGACAGUCUCUUAGCGCCACGAUCAGACAGUGAUGACGCAUCGUCACACUUUCCUGAUGCUGAGGAGCCUAAAGGUGAUGUCAGAUGUCAGACGGACAGUGGACACCUUAAAUGCACUGAUUGUGACAAAACCUUUAGUGACAACUCAACAUUGAAAAGACACAGGAGAUGUCACACUGGAGAAAAACCUUUUGCAUGCUCGCUUUGUGACAAGAAGUUCUCUCAGAGGGCAAGUUUGGUGGCGCACACGAGAACACACACAGGAGAAAGACCUUAUACCUGCUCACUCUGCACCAAAAGUUUCCGCGAUAAUUCUGCAUUAGCUACACACAUGAGAACGCACACUGGGGAGAAACCUUUUACCUGCCCGUUUUGUGAUAAACGAUUUGCUCACAAAGGCCAUUUGAUAUCGCACACAAGAACACACACUGGGGAAAAGCCUUUCACCUGCUCGGUUUGCAACACAAGUUUUAGAGUGCACUCAGUCAUGAUGAUACACAUGCGAACGCACACAGGAGAAAAACCCUUCGCCUGCUCAGUUUGUGGCAAAAGGUUCACUCAAAAAGGAAGCUUGAUAAUACACACAAGAACGCACACCGGAGAGAGACCGUACACAUGCUCAGUCUGCAACAAAAAUUUUAGGGUUCGUUCAGCUUUGGCAACACACAUGAAAACACACACCGGGGAGAAAGUUUUUGGAUGCAGUGUGUGUGAUAAAAGAUUUACUCAUAAGUUUCAGGUUGACAGACACAAAUGUACUGGUGAGAACAGCAGCAGUCAAUGAAGGACUCUAAAUAAACCAAAGACUUGAAGCCUCUUUCAUGUGGCAAUCCCUCAACAUUGGGGCUUUAAAUGCAGAAAACAGCAAAACAAAAUAUAGUAAUCAGGAUGACGCGCUGCUGCUUCCCAAAAUGUUUAUAAUUACCUGUAUUAUUGGUUUAAACCGUAUAUAUACCACUAACUAUGACCCCAAAACACUAAUAUCAUGUCAAACUCGUAUUACCAUUAAAAAAUGGCUUACAAAUUAUUUGAUUUUGAAAAGAUGAACAUUUGUGUGCAUGUGGAGUGAAGACUUGUCUUUCAAUCGAGAUGUAUCACUUCAAUUUACUUCAUUGGCACCAAUGUACCACUUUCCUAUUAUGGCUUUGGUGCCAUUUUAUGGCAUUUUAGGACAUGUCAGAAACAGCACAAAAAAUGAGAAUAUGUUAGUGUUUUUCAGCAAAUGGCUGGGGAUUUGUUCCACAGAACGCAAGUAGGUGAAUUUGUGAAUAGUCAACUCUGAAUAUGCAGAGAUUACUGUAUUGGCAAAACUGCGUGCAAUUUCACUUGGCAUCCCGCAAUCAGACAAUUACAGAAGCGUAUUGUAAUUUUUUUGAGGGCUUUGUUUUUUUUAAUUUUUUUCUGUUUUUCUGACAAUUUUUUUCCACCUGUUUUUCUGACAAAUGUUUUUUUCUUUCUGACUAAUUUUUUUCCCCACCUGUUUUUCUAAUUAAAAAAAUUCUGAGUUAUC
Molecule: messenger RNA, 2216 nt
Organism: Phycodurus eques (leafy seadragon)
Lineage: Eukaryota; Metazoa; Chordata; Actinopteri; Syngnathiformes; Syngnathidae
Product: zinc finger protein 501-like
Exons: 2
Coding region: 252-1490 (412 amino acids)
Biological process (GO): regulation of transcription by RNA polymerase II
Cellular component (GO): nucleus
Molecular function (GO): RNA polymerase II transcription regulatory region sequence-specific DNA binding; DNA-binding transcription factor activity, RNA polymerase II-specific
Source: RefSeq, a predicted model, not a curated record